UAAAUAUAAAACAUGUCUUAAAAUAUGAUAUUAAAUAAUAACAAUGAUAUAAUAAUAAAAAAAAAAUAUUCAAAAUUUUAUAAAAAAAAAAAAAACGUAAUAAUAUCGGAGUAAUUAAAAUAAAAAACCAGAAGUUUAUUUGAAAUUUUAAAUAAUUUAAAAAUUAAUAACUUGACAAUGAAUUUAAAAUAAACAAUAAUUCAAAAAAAAAUACAAGUGUUCUGCUGAAUUUAUUUAUUAGAUAACAACAAUAAGUUAUAUAUUUAACAAUAACAUAUUAUUUAUUAUGAUUGAUAAACGUGUUUGCUGUUACUUGUUUUUGUUAAUAUUUUUCGAAUCCGCACUUCUUACACGACCGUCUUUUCAUGGUCAUAAUAAUGCUUUUGUUCAAGAUGAGAAUGACGUCCAAUAUUUAUUGGAUAAUAUUCCAAUAUCGAUGCAUAAGGAAUUUACUAACUCCGUGCAUGGAUCUGGAGAAGUGGACGACAAAUUACCAGAUUCGCUUCCUUACAUUAAAUUCGAGCCCCACAUCCUCGACUUCAAAGAAAGACAACUUGGAGUACCGCAUCAAGAAACAGUGACGCUGAUAAAUAACGACCAGAACCGAACGAUCCACUUGACAUCAAUAUCAGGAAGUACGCAACACUUCCACUCUUCAUUUUUCCAGGACAAAGUGAUCCCGCCAUUGGGGAACACGAGCUUCAAUGUCGUGUUCUUAGGCCGGGAGGAAGGGGAAAUUGACAGCCAUCUUCUGAUCCAUACUUCUGACGGGACCCUUAAGUACCACGUGAAAGGCCUAAGUGUCAGCUCCCCCUACCGGUUGCGUCCCGUCAUCGGCGCGAAGUUGCCCCUGAACGCUUCAUUCACGCCCCUAAUUUACAUGCACAACCCGCACAGCGAAACGAUCCAAGUAGUUGAGGUCUACAGCAGUGGCGGGGAAUUCCAACUGGAAUUACCCACCGGUGAGGCCGAAGGUCCGCGCGAGUUAUGGGAAAUUCCCGCCUACCAAACGAAGCCAGUGAUCCGGUUGCACUUCAAUGCAUACAUGGAAAAAAAUCACACUGCGUUCGUUAGAUUCAAAAUGAACAAUAGCGCAGAGGUAAUGGUCGUUGCUGUGGAAAUAGAAGUGGGAAAUGGCGCGGGAAUCCACUGGGCUGGACAGAGCGCGUGGAUUAAUUUCGGAGUCGGGGGAUCGUUGCAGUCGCCGCUAAAUUACCCGAUAGUGCUUCGGAAUUCGGCGAAAAAACCCGUUCGCGUGUUGAAUGUCAUCAGCACUCCGAUAUCUAAGGCGUUGAAGAUAAAUUUUGAGCCAGUGACCAUUCCCCCGGACGCGGAAAAUCCCGUCACGGUGGGAACGCUGACGUACGACUGGAAAAAUGCAUUAGACCUCAAGCAUUUAAGAGGAAAACUGGUGAUAAAAAGCCUCGGUCCUGGCGGAUCUAAUCAGAAAAUAUCCAUCCCCUGGACUGCGGAAGUUAUUCAGGGAGGGCUUGAACUCAACGCGACUGUAACUCAUUACUGCGCCCCCUAUUCUCACGAGCCGCGUAAUUUCAGUGUAGUAAAUCGGUUCAGUGUUCCUCUGGCCAUAACCAACGUAACACUGGCUCCCUCUGCGCGUGCGUUGUUCAAACUGAGUAACUUUAGCCCGCGAAUUUUAAAACCGGGUGAAAAACUAACGCUUUUUACGCUGACGCUUCAAAAAAAUAGCAAAGAUGACGACAAAUUAGAGUCUUCUGUUUACAUUUACUCGAAUGUCACGACCACGGUCGUUCCUCUGCUGAUUUACAACGGCAAGGUUAAUAAAAUAAUACCCGUCGAGUACGACGACGACCAGCAGCGCGGGGUCAUGAAUUUCGGGACCGUCAGCAGCGGGACCGAAAACGAGGCGGUCUUCGCAUUAGAAAAUAAGAACCCAGUAAACAUCGAACUCCACGGCUGGGGUGUCAAUAUGCCCGGAGCAGUCCUAGAGUUGAUGGGCUGCCAGUUUGGGCCGACGGAACUCUUCAACAAAGGGCUCCGUAACAUAACCGCGUGCGCAGUAAGCGGCAGUCAAAAUAUAAAGCCCAAUUACUUGGCGAUUUUCAAAAUAAAGGUCAAAACACCAACAGUCGAGGAAGACACCAUCGUAGGCGACGUAUUUGUGCGCACGACCUACGAGAGGUUGACGAUUCCCGUUUACAUGCGAGUGGCCCAUGGCAAAAUUACGCUGAAGCGCCUGACCUUCACUGACUGUUUUCCCGGAUCAGUUUGCACGCAUGCGUUAAAAAUUCACUCAUCUUUCGGGCGGCCAAUGCGCGUCCUCUCAAUCGGACCGACAAAUAAAGACGCGAGGGUCCACUACCUGCCUCUGGAGCAGACGACCAUCAUUAGCAAGGGCGAGAACAAUGUCGGGACCAUAGUAAUCGACACCGCCAUCACUUGCAAGCAGAAUUGCUACCUAGGGCUCUCGCUGAACACCACGACGGGGAACCAGUGGCUGCAGACAAUGAGUCUGCCAUCCCACGCACGGGAUCUUGAUCUAAAUCUCCUGACCGCUCGGUACAAUCGGUACCUCAACACCUCUAGCAAUGACACGAUUGAUAACAUCACCAUGAAGCUGGAAACUACUGAAGUGAGAGGCUACAAGUUUAAUAUCAACGUCCGCCCGAACUGGCCCUCGCUGAUUUUCGGCGAAAGCCAUUCGGGCAGCAAACAAACGACCAAUAAGAGCGUAGUGAGCUUUCCGCUGACCCAAGUGGGCAACACGACCUACAAAACCCUUAGAAUUUAUAACCCCAGUACCAAAGUUGUCGUGGUCCAGUUGGUAAUGGACUGGCUGUACCCCCAAGGGCAGCGACUUUACCAUUUGCUGCCCGGGAGAUUCAAAACGCCUUGCAAUGACUGCACGGCUUCAGACGAUUUCAAAUUAGCUGACGACAGCGAACUCUGUGAGGAAGAACGCAGAAAGUUUGAAGCCACCUGGAAUAUUGUUGUAAAAAAGCACUCAGUGGCGCUGGUGCUGCAGCCCAAUGCCACGCGUAUCAUUAAGAUUUCCUACACACCAAAAUCGUCAGGUCUGACGACUGGAUUACUGUUUAUACGUAAUAAUUUAACUGUUUUAGAGGUGGUCCGUUUUGUAGGCCGCGGUGGUUACGCGCAGUUUAAAUUUGGAAACCGGAAACCCAACUCGCCUACGCCGUUGCUCUUUGAGUUGUCCGACAAGCAUCUGAGAGACUGUGAGCGCGAGCGCUUGCGCAAGAACCCAGUUCCCAAUUUGACUGUAAAGCGAUCGUUUACUGCCCGAAAUACCGGAGAACUCCCAAUAAAUAUCUAUGGGUUUUACAUAAACGGGCUUGAGUGCGUGGGCUAUGGGUUCAAAGUUCUCAAUUGCGAAUCCUUUGUCCUGCAUCCCAAUGCGACGCGUAAAAUAGACAUUGCCUUUACCCCCGACUUCACGCUCGCGCGUAUCGAACGCCAGCUCAUGAUCUCCACCAGUUUGGGGACUGAUCUAGAUGAAAAAAACAAUUUGACCCGUGGAAUGGUCAAACUGACCCUUCUUACAACCGUUCCCAUGCACAGUCUCGAGUUGUGUUCGCGGGUCAUUAUCCGGCCAUCUUGGGAACGUCCGGUUCAAUGGGCCGCCAUUAGUCUGUCUUGUAUUCUGCUGAUCUGCGUUCUCGCGAUUUCGUUUUUGGAAGCCGACAGGAUUCUGCGCAAUGCGCUGAUCACUAUGUCGCGAAAUAAUACAGGGGUCGUUCAGCCUCCGUUAGAUCUAAGAUCUUUGGCGGUCGCUAGGGAGAAAGACGACAAAAUGGCGGGUAAGAAACGGGAAGAGCCCGACUGGUCGCUCAUGAACGUUCCUAAGAAAAAAGACAAGGAUCUUAAGGACCUCAAAGAGGUUAAGGACAAAGACAGAGAGCGUAACUCGAAUUUCAAGAUCCCUGAUUGGUCUGCAGAAGAGGAGAGACGGUUCAAGAUGGACAUGCAGAUGAAAGAUGAAAAAAUGAUGCUGUUAGAUGAGGACGAGGUUGUUGUGAAAAAAAUAAAGAAGAAGGACGAAAAAAGUCCAAAGUCUCUGAAGGAGGACAAGCGCAAGCACAAUAGUAACAAUAGUAAUAAUAAUAGUAGUAACCAUAACAAUAGUAAUAGUAACAGUAGCAAUAGUACGUACAAAAAAUAUGAAACUAGUCAAAAAAUAUCUUACUCGGAGGAAGAAACUUCUUCGACAACAACCGAAAGCUCUUUGCAAGACGACGCGUUGAGCAAAGAACCGAACCCGCCAAAAGUUGAGAAGGUCGGUAAGAAAGUUCCCGCUAAAAAGACCGUCAGCAAGAGCGCAGUGACCAGGGCACCGGAACGGGCUCAGGUCCAGGUUCAGAUCCAGGACUUCAGGGACAACUACGAGGGGGACUGUGACGACGACGACUAUUUCUACGAACAAAAUGGCGCCGUUAAUGGCAACGGAACCUGCAAGGAACGGGAAAAUGUUAACAAAUGGCGGACGAACACGAAUAAAGGCAAGAGAGAGGUCAAGAACGCGGUGAUGGACAAGCAGGUGAAGAAGGUCGUGCCUAAGAAGGACAAGAUGACUCAGAAACGUCGGAAUGACAAGACGAAGGUCAACUUGAUUGAUAACAAAGAUGUCGGGGGAGGUAAGACGGCUGUUCAGGCGACGGUCGUUGCGCCUCCGCCGCCAUGUUGGGGCGAGAAUAGGGCCAAGUUUAGUGAUGUCGUUGCACGCAGCACUGAGUGCGCAUAUCCACGGGUAGAUAAGCCACCGAUUAAUAUUAAGGGCAAGAUGGAGGAUAAGAAAGACAAGAGGUCGGACUAUUUUGAUGUUAAAUUCAAUGGGUCGGGUCAUGUACCGUCACAUGGGCAGGUUCAUAUUCAUGCGCAGAAGCAAGCAGACGCUUUGGCACUUGCGCACAAACAAACUGAAGCACUGGCACAUGCGCAGAAACCAAUGGGACCGCUUACUCAUGCGCAGACCUUUAAAUCUAGGUUAGGAAGGGAGGAAAACAAUCUGAGUUCGAUAUUGAACACGCCGUCUAAUAGUUACUUUAUAAACACAUUUGAGACGAAUUAUGAACCGGAACUGGUUCCGUAUGACGAUUUGCCGGAAACGGAUGAGCCGCUUGUGGAAUUGGAGAGCCUGGAAGAGGACACUAGGGCCGGGUUGUGGACCGACAAGAGUCCGAUGAUGGGGCUGCUGGACGCAAACUACGCAGGCCUGGAACCAGUUAAGGCGGACAAGUUGGGCAACGGGAUCGAGGACUCGUUGAAAGACAACUGGCUCACUGUCGAGACCAAUUGGGAGCCGCUUUACACUCGGGGGGCGGUGGGGGAAGAACGCAGUGGGGUCUGGGGGGUCAAUACCGGGGGGGUUUGGGCUGCGGCUCCUUGGGGUGCGCCGACGCCACCUAGUGGACAAAUCAACACUACGGAGCAGGAUGUUCAGGAACGUUCUGGUUUUGAUCCCUUCAGAUCGCUCAGUACAAUUUGGACACCAAAUACAAGUUGGGAUACGAAAAAAGAAUAAUUAUAUUAUUUAUUAUUUGUUUAAUUGUGUUUUGUUUUUAAAUAAAAAAUAAGUAAGCGUUUAUGUGAUAAGAUUCAUUUGAUAUGAUUGUAUCGAGCUGGUUGUGAUACUCGAGGGUUAAUGUCAUUUUUUUUUUUUUUAAUUAUUUAAUGCGAUUUAUGUAAUCGUACACUUGUUAAUUUAUUAUUGAAAUAAAUUUUAAAAAUUGGUCGAGUGAAAUAAUUCAAUUGUUGCAUACUCGCAUUCGUUUUAAAUUUUUGAUUGGAUUGGAGUUUGUAAAAAAAAAAAUCACUACACUUUGUAAGUUUGGAAAAUAGAAAAUUUUCAAUUGCAAUUGAUAAAAAAAAAAAUAAAAAAAAAUUUUGAUGAUAAU
Messenger RNA from Microplitis mediator, 5891 nucleotides. RefSeq names its product transmembrane protein 131 (gene Tmem131). Lineage: Eukaryota; Metazoa; Arthropoda; Insecta; Hymenoptera; Braconidae. The record is from RefSeq and is a predicted model, not a curated record. Bases 287 to 5518 code for a protein of 1743 amino acids. Gene Ontology annotation, cellular component: membrane. The transcript has 6 exons.